GUCACAUCUUUGAGUCCAUCGAUGGCUACAAUCGCUACCAGUUAUCCCAAAUCCAUCCGAAGACUCGAUGAAAGUGUGGUCUCGAGGAUCAAUGCCGGCGAAGUCAUCCACAGACCCGUCAAUGUUGUCAAAGAGUUGAUUGAAAACAGUCUGGACGCCAACUCCACUACCGUUGAGAUCACUGUCAAAGACGGAGGAAUGAAAUCGAUUGUCAUUCAAGACAAUGGAUGCGGUAUUCGAAAAGAAGACUUAGAGAUAGUGUGCGAGAGAUUCACGACAUCUAAACUCCGAGAAUUUGAUGACUUACUGGAGAUCCAGACCUACGGUUUCAGAGGCGAGGCGUUGGCGGCCAUCAGUCAUAUCUCGUUCGUGACGAUCGUAACGAAGACAUCGGAACAGAUGUGUGGAUAUAAACUACAAUUCACUGACGGAAAGCCCAAAGGAAAAGCCGUUCCGAUGGCCGCAAACAACGGAACCGUUAUUACUGUCGAUAAUCUCUUUCAUAAUUUAUCGCAGAGAAAGAAUGCAUUGAAUUCCUAUUCACACGAAUAUAAUCUGAUUCUCGAUGUGAUCACUAAAUAUGCGAUCAAUAACUCAAACAAAUCCUCGUUUUCUCUCAAAAAGUUUGGCGAAAAUUAUGAUUUGAAUACUAAUAUUGAAAACACAAUCAUUGAAAACAUUAGAGGACUUUAUGGACCAAACAUUGCCAACAAUUUGGUUGAGCUCUCAUUCGAGGACUUAAAUGGUCUCAAGUUUUCAAUGUCUGGCUUUAGUUCCAAUCAAACUCUUCAUCAAAAGAAUUUCGUAUUUAUUUUAUUCAUUAACAACCGAUUGGUUGAAUGUCCGGCGCUUAAGAAAGCGGUUGAUUUGGUUUACAGUAAUUAUCUGCUUAAGAGUUGUCAUCCAUUUGUGUAUUUGAACGUUAAGAUUGACUCGAAGAACAUCGACGUCAACGUUCAUCCGACCAAAAAUGAAGUCCAUUUCCUUCACGAACAAGAGAUCUGUGAAAAAGUGGUUCAAAUCGUUGAAAGCAAACUCACAGAUGGAAGAGAAACGCGUCGUUUGAAUACAGAGUCGAGUCCUCUUAUAAAUACAGUAUUUAAUCAGAUCUCCAACCCAUCGAUUGGUGAGAGUCCUAAUCAAAAGUCAUCGCAAAGCAGUUCCACAUCGAAAGAAGGCAACCAAACAAAUAGUGAUAGGAGUUAUAAAGCGCCGAACAAAGAGACCACUCCUCGGAGACCAGACAAACAAAUCCGAACCGAUAGUAAAGACCGCAAAAUUUAUGAAUACUUAUUGAACGCUAAGAAAGUGGACAAAAACAGGAGAGAUAUGAAUUUGACGAGUGUUUCAGCUCUGAGACGAACUGUCGCUGAAGAGAGCGAUAAUCGUCUUCAAGACAUUAUCUGUAAGUCAACAUACGUUGGAUGCGCUGACGAGACGUUUGUUUUGUUUCAAUUUGAAACACAACUCCUAUUAGUGAACGGAUAUAAUCUGAAUGUAGAGCUCUUUUAUCAGCUCUUUCUCGUCGAUUUCAGCAAUUUUCAGAGAAUUAAAUUUUCCAAACCAUUACUUAUCGCGGAUUUAGUGAACGUUUAUUUAGAGGAAGACGUCGGCAAAACUCAACCGUCUGCCGACUGUCAGAGCAGUCAAACAUUGAGCGCAACAGAAAUCGAGACAAUUCUUAUGUCAAAGAGUGAAAUGCUUUCCGAUUACUUCUCAAUAGAUAUCAGUUCUGAAAAGGAAUUGAAAAGUUUGCCCAUAAUAUUGGAUGGAUUUGUUCCCAAUUAUGCAUUUCUCCCACAACUGGUCUAUUCUUUGGCCAAAGAUGUCAAUUGGAAUCAAGAGAAGGAAUGCUUCGAAAGUAUUGGCAAAGUUUUGGCCAAUUUCUACGCAAAGCCUCCCAACAAAUUCACUAAUAAUUUAGAGCAUCAAAAGUGGGCCAAAACUGUUGAAACA
Messenger RNA from Medioppia subpectinata, 1956 nucleotides. The record is from the annotation of a GenBank genome assembly. Lineage: Eukaryota; Metazoa; Arthropoda; Arachnida; Sarcoptiformes; Oppiidae.